UAUUACAUUUUUUCCAGGCGAAAAUGGCUGCCUCUCUCAUCUAAACCUCUGCUCAAAGGAUUAAAAGAGCAUGAAAUAAAGGCCAGAAAUCGCAGUCCCGCUUCAAGACAGCACCGAUGGACGCCAGGGCGUAGUUUGUGCGGCGUCCUCCGAAGAUGUUGUGGCUGCCAGAGAAGGAAAAUGUAUGCGAUUCGACAUUAACCCUUUCCAGCCCAGCAUCCACCAACAAAUAAGAAAAUGAUGCAUCAAGUGAGCAGCAGCAACAGUGACUAUUGUAUGAGUGCACUGGCAGAGGACUGUCAUCCAGCCAGCCACUUUGAUCUAUGUAGCACACAAUCCAAUAAAUUCUACCCCUCUCCGACAACCCCUGGUUUGCAACUGUCCCUUGCGGGCCUUGCCCCUCUGCCACCGGGCAUGCACAAAGCCAUGGCAUGUCAGGUGCAAGACGCCCAGAACGACUUCCAGGCUCAGACAGUGAGAAUCAGGGGCGGUGAGGCUGCAGGGCCCGAUGGCUCUAAGAAGAAGAAGGGCAUGGUGAAGUCGGGGCGGAGAGGGAGGCCAUCAGGGACCACAAAGUCAGCUGGUUACCGAACAAGUACUGGACGUCCACUUGGAACAACUAGGGCAGCUGGGUUCAAAACCAGCCCGGGGAGGCCCCUCGGUACCACCAAAGCAGCCGGAUACAAGGUCAGCCCCGGCAGGCCCCCCGGCAGCAUCAAGAGUCUAGCUCGGCUCAAGAAGCUUGACUUUAGCAACUGCAGUGUUCCCAAGAAACUGGACUUCACUAGCUGUGAUGUUCCAUCUUUUCCAUAUGCCAUGAUGGAGAAAAGACCCCUCUGUGAGCCCAGUGGCAAAGUGGAUGAAACCAGCGAAUAGUUCUGCAGCUUUCUCUCUAGUGCUUGGAGGAAAAAAAAAAUAAAGAUUUGAGUGCAUGAGCAAGAGGAUGCUUAGGAAAAACAUUCCUCUCAGAUGUUGGAGGAAAGAACUUUUUGUCAUUUAGAAGUGGCUCUGAGUUUUCAUUGUACAUUGUUUAACAUUGUCUUCAUUCCUCUCAUAAUAAAAUGACUGACUUAGAAGUAUGUUAUUCCCGUUGGGCAGAGAUGCAUGCAUAUGAAUUUAAUCACACCAAUCAGUAUAAGCAAAGAUGUAUUUAUCAGUUUGUGGUUUGAACCUCACUGGAGAGUGGAUCUCCCCCCCCCAAUCAGCAUUUUGUUCCUCUGAAUUGGUACACGUUCUCUUACUCUGCUUUAAUAUUUCUAUGGCCGGGUUCUUGUGACAUUUUCUACAUUUAUAAUAAUUGCAUUUUAGUAACAACUAGCCAAUCAAAUCUGCUUUUUUCUCCUGAGCAUAAAUAUGUGGAUGUGUAAUUGUCCUCUCCGUGUCGUCCAGUUCAAUAUGUGUUUUAUUUUGUGAUAUUAUCCUAGCAUCAAGCCUAAAAAUGGGAACACUGCGAUACAUUUUUAAUUAACCGGUAAAACUCAACGCAUAAUAUCGUUUUGAACACAGUAUUUGUUAUUUCUGCACUUUGUGAGUAUAGUUUUUGAUUUUGUAUCGUAACAGCCUGUUUUUGUCUUCAAACUCACUUGAUAAGCACUUAACAGAUUUACAUGUAUGUUGUUAUGCUGUUCAUUAGAAGAAGAAAAAAAAACACUUUAUAAAACAGAAAAAAAAAGCUUUGUGGAAUAUGUAAUAAAUGCUAAUGUGUUGUAUGUGAAGCCAAAAUAAAAUAAAGAAAGUCUUUUCCAUA
Messenger RNA from Morone saxatilis (striped sea-bass), 1747 nucleotides. Its product is annotated as UPF0461 protein C5orf24 homolog. The record is from RefSeq and is a predicted model, not a curated record. The transcript is spliced from 2 exons. The coding region runs from base 238 to 876 and encodes 212 amino acids. Lineage: Eukaryota; Metazoa; Chordata; Actinopteri; Moronidae.